Molecule: messenger RNA, 294 nt
Organism: Trichoderma harzianum CBS 226.95
Lineage: Eukaryota; Fungi; Ascomycota; Sordariomycetes; Hypocreales; Hypocreaceae
Exons: 1
Source: RefSeq, a predicted model, not a curated record
AAUAUUAAAAUAAAUAGGCUAAGUAAUAAACUAAACUAUAAAAAAGUCAGACCUUAUAAAAUUUUAAAGAAAAUCAGUAAAGUUAACUAUAAACUAAACCUCCUAAAGCAACUAAGUAAACAAGGAAAACCAGUACACCUGAUUUUUUAUAUCUUACUAUUAAAAAAAACACUAAUAAAUAAAAACACAAAAGAACUUAUUAAAAAUAAAAUUAUUAUUAAAGGUAAAAAACUUAAAUAUAAAGUUAAUAAAAUAAUAUUACUAAAAAUAGGCAAAGUAACUAAUAAACUCUAA